AUGGCACUGGCCAGCUCCUCUCGAUUUUCUGGCAGUCUACGAUUUCCUGGGGAUGAAGACAUCAUCUCCUUCUAUCAGAGCGAUGAUCAAUUUCAGAAGCCGCAAGCCAUCGAUUCCGAGUCUCGUCCAGAUGGACCUGGUGCUGAGGUGGAGUCGCAACAGAGUGUUUGGACGGGCGAGAGCCUGUACGUGCGAAUUUUUGAAGAUAUCAUCAUGACGGUGUUAGAACAUGAAGAACAUCUGUUCACUCCAUCUGAGCUGGGGAUGUUGCACAGAUUUCGCGCCAUGCCAUACUAUUCUCGCUACCUCUUGAUUCGCCUUCUUCUCCGAAAGCGAGGUAAAUGGCACCGGGUCGACGACCUUCGCGCUCGCUACUCUCAUGAGUUUGGGGACAAACUGGAAGACGCAAUAUCCGAACUCUGCGAUGGGUGUGUCCGCAUGUCUCCAACUUCUGAAACAUCGGAGAAAAAAAAAUCCCCCUCGAAUUUGGAUGCUGAACUUCGGAAAGCUCUCGCCGCAAGUCUACUUUCCUUUGAAGCGGAAGAGAAGGCCCGACAAGUGUGUCCUCUCAAGGAGGAAAUGGAAUCUGAUAAGAUUCUGUCUGACCACAGUCUUUCCAUGCUCAAGUGCACGGAGGUUGAGAAACACGAGGCGGUUCUAUUUUUCGCGUUUCACUGUGAAGCUGCGAGCCUCGAUGAGCUGCUGGAGACGCUGAGCUUGGACGAGCUGCGGGAUUUGGCGAGGCAGAUGAAGAUCAAGCACACGCAGAACAGGAAACAGCUUAUUCUUGCUCUUGCUGGGCAUGCGUCGAACCAGAUAACGCUUUCCUUUACCAAAUCCGAUCGUAAUACCCCCAGGACGUCUGGUUCCCAUUCACUGCUCCCAUUCACGUCAAUCGCCAGGAGUCAGGAAGAUCGAGUUCGUUCAUUGAUCUUGAAGAAGAUCACUUCUGCGGUCAAGCUCAACGACCACAUUUGCCAAAUAUUUUCUCGCUUGAGUCUUAUAUUCUUCAGAAGUACAACGCCCACAGAUGUUUUGCUUCCCCUCAUCUUGGCUUCAUUCAAGCGACGCCAUUACCCACCCUAUGAAACGAAGAGAACCCCGUCUAUUUUUCCGACUCGAGAAUUGCUGCUUGAAUAUGAAUAUGCGUUGAAUCUUGAGGGGCGCGUCGACUCCUUACUGCAAGGUCAAGAAGGUUACAAUUUGGAGAGAUUGGAAAUCGCCAGGGGCGUGAAAGCACUUGCGCUCAGUGUGUAUUCUCAAUGGGAAGGACUUGUCGCGGAAGUUGGGAGUGAAAGUAUGGCGCAACGAGACAGUCUGCGGCGAUUCGAUCCUGGUCAUAUCCUCACGCGCAUUGUCGGAAAGCUUGCAGAAGCAUAUGGUCAACUCCGUGAAUACGAAGACGAGAUGCGCAUACUGCGUGCUUUGCUCUCACAACAGCGAUGGCGCCAGGGGAAGCGAGGAGGAUGGUACGAGCGUUUGGCCCUUAUUCUCAUGACGCACUGCGGAAAGGAACGAGACACCUAUGAGGAAGCGAUGAAAGUCGCGAUUACGGGACUAGAAGAUCCCAAGACGCAUUUAAUCUAUCGCCCUUCGUUGGAGAGACGACUUACACGCCUGGAAAAGAAGUUGGAAGUCACUGAGGAGACGCGUCGUAUACACACUGUGUUCCUGCGCAAACCUACAAUCAAUACCAUUAUUGGCAUCCGAAUACUCAAACCCAACGCUUUGACCGACGACCUUCGAUCUCCGUUGAAGCGAUCGCAGUCGAGUGAGAAAGAAAAUAGAUCAAGCGACGACAAUGCUCCACCAAAGGCUCCCCCUGGAAUGAAAUCUAUUUGGCAAGGGCGAGACGAAGAAGUCACCGUGGAAAAACUUGCGUUGGAGUGGUACGAAAAGCGUGGAUAUCGUGGCUUUCACUCUGAAGGCCGAAUCGUGUCCACGCUUUUCACUCUCCUUUUCUUUGAUAUUUUGUAUAUGCCGAUUCCCGGGGCGUUCGAGACCAAAUAUCAGACCGCGCCGCUUGAUUUGACGUACGACACCUUCUAUUCUGUGCGCCGAGAAGCGAUCGAUAAGCGACUAGAAGAACUACGAGCGGGACAGGGCCCUCGUAUAAUUGCUGACGUGGAUGAUCGAGAGCGUCCAAAUCAGACUUGGUGUGUGGGCGUUCGAUGGGACAUGUUCGAAAAGGGCGAUUUGGUGGGGAUUGCGGAGGGUAUUGGCGGCGAAGGACUAUCUGCGAUCUGUCGCUUGCUCUGCGAAGAAUAUGGUCAGAGGGGUAGUGGGGUUCCCGACCUCAUUAUCUGGAAUGCCGCCAAGAAGACUGCUAAAUUCGUCGAGGUCAAGGGGCCUGGGGACAAUCUUAUGGAGACGCAAAAGAUCUGGGCCGAUGUCCUUCUCUGCGCCGGUGUAGAUAUGGAAGUCUGUAGAGUUGUGGAAGAGGAGAUCUACGACAAAACCCGAAAAAACACACCAAAAGCCAACAAACGAAAAGUUGAGGUAAUUGUCCUGGACUCCGAUGAUGAUGAAGCCCCGAGAAGUGUUUCCCGGCCGUUAACCGAUGCCACUGCGAAGACAUGUAACAACAACAAGAAGAUUCGCGCUUGA
Molecule: messenger RNA, 2607 nt
Organism: Dacryopinax primogenitus
Lineage: Eukaryota; Fungi; Basidiomycota; Dacrymycetes; Dacrymycetales; Dacrymycetaceae
Exons: 10
Coding region: 1-2607 (868 amino acids)
Biological process (GO): interstrand cross-link repair
Cellular component (GO): nucleus
Molecular function (GO): 5'-3' exonuclease activity; 5'-flap endonuclease activity; flap-structured DNA binding
Source: RefSeq, a predicted model, not a curated record